Messenger RNA from Ostrinia nubilalis (European corn borer), 3271 nucleotides. RefSeq names its product retinaldehyde-binding protein 1 (gene Cralbp). Gene Ontology annotation, cellular component: membrane. NCBI's taxonomy places the organism in Eukaryota, Metazoa, Arthropoda, Insecta, Lepidoptera, Crambidae. The coding region runs from base 117 to 1112 and encodes 331 amino acids. The transcript has 7 exons. Gene Ontology annotation, molecular function: phosphatidylinositol bisphosphate binding. The record is from RefSeq and is a predicted model, not a curated record.
GGCGGCGACGGUGCGGCGUCGCACACGCUUCGCGCCUGCGCGCCGGCUCACACGCGUACGCGCACGGGACUUCAAGUUACGCGCCAAACCACAUCGCAACUUCACCGUAGAUUAAAAUGACGACCGCAAGCGUUUUGUUGACGGUGACCACAACAUGGAACCUCAACAGCGAGAAAAUCGACAAGGGGAAAGUGGGGCGGUCCCCCCAGAGCAUCGCAGCCGAGACCGCUAAGGAGUUGAGGGAGACGCCCGCCACGAGGGAACAGGGGCUGAAGAUCAUGCGGGAGUGGAUCCAACAGAACUGCGACAUCAAAAAUGUGCGACAAGAUGACUCGUUCUUGUUGCGUUUUCUUCGACACAAAAAAUAUAGCAUACCGAUGGCCCAGCAGACACUUCUGAAGUACCUAAACUUACGCAAAUACUACCCAGAGAUAUUCAUGAAUUUAGACUGCGAAGAUUCGAAACUUCAGGAUAUCAUCAAUAAUGGGUACGUCGUCGUAUCACCGGUCCGUGACAGCAAAGGUCGGCGGGUCAUCGUUUACAACAUGAGUAGGUUCAACGCGAGUCAGCUGACCUGUUGGGACAUGUGCCGCGUGCAUACCAUGAUUUACGAGAGUCUGUUGGAAGACCCGCUCGAUCAAAUCUGUGGGUUCACGCACGUCGGCGACGGGAGCGGCGUCAGCGGCGCGCACGUCACCGCCUGGAACCCGACCGACUUUGCCCGGCUCAUGAAGUGGGGGGAACAAUCAAUGCCGAUGCGUCACAAGGAAUUCCAUCUGAUCAACAUCCCCGCGGCCAUCAAAUACAUCAUAGAUUUUGCUAAGAGCAAAGUAUCGCCGAAAAUGGUCGACCGGUUAUAUACCCACUCAACACUCAAGCAGUUGCACAAAAACAUAGACGUCGCUUGUCUCCCAACGGUGUACGGUGGAGAAAUACCCUUGCAGGAGAUGAUCUCCUUCACCAAACAGAUCCUCAGCGACCAGCGAAAGAAAGUGUGCCAUCUCACCGAAAUGGAGAUACUAAGCACAAGAGGGAUCACGUCCUCAAAAGUAAAAAACAAGCCAGACCAAAUAUCAGUGGAAGGAAGCUUUAGAAAACUAGAAAUAGAUUGAGCUCACUUACUUUUAAAUGUGUGUAUGAAUCGUGACACAUUUUUGAGAUGAAUGGUAAUGUUCGUUUUGUUCUUUAUAGCUGGAUUAGGUACAUCGGGACAUAGGGUUACAUGUCACCAUUCAUAAAAAACGUCAAAAGAUUAACUAAAACUGUUUGUUUUGAAAAUUUACGGUUAAUGGCUUUGAAAUCGAUAAUUAUUCAAUUAUUUGAUUUAGUAUUGGUGCCAUGUUUGUUACCCUUUUGAGGCACAGCAUAUUUAUUGCAUAACAUAAUAUUUCUAUCUUAUAAAGUUUUGCAAUGACAACAGCUGUACUAUUAUAUUGUAAACACCAAGGUGCUCAUUAAUUUUCAAGAUAAGAAUGUGAUAUGCCUCAAUUAUUAGUCCCAGAGCAAAUGUUUUGGAUUUGAAUUAACUGAAAUCGUAUAUUAAAACAAUUGUUAGGCAAUUAUACGCUAAAUUCUCUAAACAGGAAUUUGUCCCUUUUUCAUCUUAAACUCUGGGUUUGUUUUUAGUUUGAUACCUUCGUCUAAGCAUAUUUUAUUCUUAUAUGGUUGGGGUAAACUGAAUCUCAACAACAUUGCAAUUCCAUUCUGCAAAAUAUUAAGACUGCUUAAUCUAUGAUUUUCGCUUAAAAAUCGGAAAUUUUGAUCCGACCUUUCUGUAUUAUUGUAUCUGUGCCUACCAAGGUACCGAAAUAACUUACCUAGGGUGCAUCGUUGAACAGUGAACCGGCCUUUUUUCUAAAUGCUCUAAUUAGCUGGAAAAUGAUGCUAGAAAUGUCAUUAUGGUCUUAUCAGUCAGGUAAUUUAAUAAGGUUUCUAAUUUUUAGGCUUAAAAUUAGCCUCAGCAAUAAAAAGGUAACUUAAAUUAGGUUUUAAAAAAAAAUGAAAUUUGGCUCACUGUGUACUACGGGUAGUUUUCACUGAACCACCCAUAUUUCAACAGUGAACCAUAAAGUUCAUUACGAGUAAAAAUUAUGAUUUUGGAAAAUAAACAACAUAAUUUUAGAUAAUCAGCUUUUAUUUUUACAACACAAAAAUCAAAUGGAAAUAAAAAUGAUUAUUUCAACAAACAGUCUUCAUAAAAAAUCACAGAAUCCAAAAAUAACAACGAAACUAACACAAAACCCAAAUGAAAAUAAAAAUGCUUCUUUUAACAAAAAUAACUAAACAUUGUCUAAUAAAGCCUUCAAGUAAUCAAUAAUCAACCUUUUUGGUGGUAAACCAACAGUCUUCAUUUAAAAAAUCACAGAAAACAAAAAUAACACAAGACACAAUUGAAAAGAAAAAUCCUUCUUUAAACAAAAAUAACUGAAAAUUGCCUCUUAAAGCCUUUAGGUAAUUAAUCAACCGUUUGGUGGUUAAAUAAAAAAGCAGUCAACCGGUUCACUGUGUACUUUGAAAACCUGGUUCACUGUUCAAAACAUACACUAUUCAACUUAUGAGUUCACAAACAAUAAGAAGUACGCGGAAUGGUCAUCACGGAAUGUGCUCAUUAUACAGAUAAAACUACAAUAAUUUUGAUACCAAAUAGAUUUCGUACUUAAUAUAAAUAGCAAAAUAUACAAAAAUCGUAAAGCAUAACUAAAAAAACUAUCUUUUGUCGUCGAGAAACAAAGAAUUCGCAGCCAUACUUCACACCUUAGCCACAGUCGCCGGCGCACUACGGGAGAGGGUAAGGGCAUCCACGAGACACGUAGUGACUCGUUUGGUGGAACUGGCAACGUCAUACUUUUUGAAAUAUGGCGGUGGUUCAGCGUAUCUGGUUGGUUCACUGUUCGACUACCCACCCUACUUGAAACGCUAUUAUAACAUUAAGACAAUGUAUGUUAGUGAAGCCUAUUUUAGCUAUGAUACUAAUUAGCAAAUUAUAUAUUUUAAUUUAGGCAAGUAUGUGGACAAUUAUAUGUACAAAAUAAGUAUUAUGAAUAUUGUCAUGUACUGAGUUCUAUUAAUUGCACUGUACACAUACGUAUCUCUUCUUUAGUUUAAUAUUACUACACAAAGUAAUCUAUGUAAUAUUUUCAAGUGUUUAGUUUCCAUAUUUUUUUAAAGCUCAUAUUUUAAAUAGAGUUUCGUUUACUAAAUUUACAUGACACUGUACAGUAGAUUAUGGUACACAUUAUAUUAAAAUAUAAAUAAAGAAAAUAAAUUUGGA